Messenger RNA from Drosophila hydei, 931 nucleotides. It is a transcript of the gene MCTS1, whose product is annotated as malignant T-cell-amplified sequence 1 homolog. NCBI's taxonomy places the organism in Eukaryota, Metazoa, Arthropoda, Insecta, Diptera, Drosophilidae. The record is from RefSeq and is a predicted model, not a curated record. Bases 279 to 827 code for a protein of 182 amino acids. The transcript has 4 exons. Gene Ontology annotation, molecular function: RNA binding. Gene Ontology annotation, biological process: formation of translation preinitiation complex.
ACAUUUUUUCCAUGCAUGUAGAUGUAGCAUGUAGUUCAAAUCAGCACGCAAUAUAAAUGAUUCAAGUACGAAAUUUGUAUGCCGAAUGAGCGCAGGAUAGUCGCUCACAAAAUCCAAAUAAGGCAUCGACUAACAUUCUUCUUUUGGUUUAUCAGAACGAGUUUCUUAUCGAUUGAUAAGUGUGUGGCAACGCCGGUGUUUUGUCAAAUUUGCUUAUUGUGAUUGCCAAUAUACGGUCACAUCUAACCAACUGCAGCCAUUAAAGCAAGUUUCGCAAAAUGUUCAAAAAAUUCGAGGAAAAGGACAGCAUCUCAUCGAUACAGCAGCUAAAAUCGUCCGUACAGAAAGGCAUACGUACAACACUAUUGAAGGCAUAUCCAAAACUAGAAACGCACAUUGAUUUAAUAUUACCCAAGAAAGACUCGUACCGCAUUGCCAAAUGCCACGAUCACAUCGAACUACUGCUAAAUGGUGCCGGUGAGCAGGUAUUCUUUAGACAUCGGGACGGACCAUGGAUGCCCACGUUGCGUCUGCUGCACAAAUUCCCAUACUUUGUUACCAUGCAGCAGGUGGACAAGGGAGCCAUUCGAUUUGUUUUGAGUGGCGCCAAUGUCAUGUGUCCUGGAUUAACGUCGCCCGGCGCCUGCAUGACGCAGGCGGAAAAGGGCACAGUUGUUGCAAUUAUGGCCGAAGGCAAAGAGCAUGCGCUGGCAAUUGGACUACUGACGCUUUCCACAGAAGAUAUAUUGAAAGUAAACAAAGGCAUCGGCAUUGAGACGUAUCAUUUCCUUAAUGAUGGCCUCUGGAAAUCGAAACCCGUGAAGUAGAUUGCAUAGCCGGCUAGCAUGGCUAGUUAAUGGAGCUGCUGCAGCAGCGCUCGCCAUGCACUCGCGUCCUACUACAUAGUCUUCGAGAGCAAAAGAAUGGUCCU